This is a messenger RNA of Manduca sexta (tobacco hornworm), 1961 nucleotides long. It is a transcript of the gene Fps, whose product is annotated as farnesyl pyrophosphate synthase. Gene Ontology annotation, cellular component: cytoplasm. NCBI's taxonomy places the organism in Eukaryota, Metazoa, Arthropoda, Insecta, Lepidoptera, Sphingidae. The record is from RefSeq and is a predicted model, not a curated record. The transcript is spliced from 6 exons. Gene Ontology annotation, molecular function: (2E,6E)-farnesyl diphosphate synthase activity; dimethylallyltranstransferase activity. The coding region runs from base 173 to 1456 and encodes 427 amino acids. Gene Ontology annotation, biological process: trans, trans-farnesyl diphosphate biosynthetic process.
CAACAAAGAAUCAGUUGAUCGUACACACUCGCGGCGAUCAGACGAUACGCAGUAGCAUUCAAAAAGCGCUCACAGUUUAUUGAAUUAAUAAUACAGAGACAAAUAAUUAUAGUUUCUUUUAAAAUCUAUUUCGGCAAAAACUUUUGAAAAGAAGCAUUGGAUAACAUUCAAAAUGUUCGCCACAAAGAAGAGUCUGGAGAACUUUUUAAAAGUCUACAAGAAAGAGAUUCACAGGCAAAUCAGCAAGACGACCAGUGUCACCAAUUCCGAUUCCAUGGUGCCGAGGUUGGACCAGGCGGCAAACAAGUCACCGCAAAACGAUGAAACUGGGCCAAAGAGACUCCUCAAGCUGCAAAAAUAUCACAGAUUCCUGUCGACACUGACUCCUCAGGAAAUGCCGAUGGCUACCCGGGGACUGGCGGUCACAAAAGACCAGUCCCGGGAGUUCAUGGCUGUUUUCCCGGACAUCGUGAGGGACCUCACUGAGACUGGCAAGCACAUCGAUGUGCCGGAAGCCAGCAAGUGGUUGGCUAAGCUAUUGCAAUACAACGUGCCGAAUGGAAAAAAGAAUCGAGGUCUAGCAACUGUAUUGGCAUACAAAAUGCUGGAAAAACAAGAGAACUUAACACCCGAUAAUGUUCACCUGGCGAAUAUUAUGGGAUGGUGCGUUGAAAUGUUCCACACCCACCAACUCUUGCUGAACGAUAUGAUGGAAGGCUCGGAGAUGCGUCGAGGCGCUCCGUGCUGGCACCGACGCCCUGAUGUCGGCUUAGACGGCAUCAACGACGCUGCUCUGAUCCAAUCGGCCAUGUACACCAUACUAAAACGCCACUUCAAUGUCAAACCUUACUACAAGAACGUGCUCGAAACUUUCAAUGAGAUGCUAAUGAAGUCCUCCAUGGGUCACUACGUACAGAAGCUUAUGUUCAAGACCGACAAACCCGACCUCUCAUUAUUCACAAUGGAUAAAUACGAAGCUGUCACCAAGUACAAGACCUCGUACUACACUUUCCAAAUGCCGAUCAGCUUGGCGAUGCUCAUGAGCGGUAUCGAUGAUCCCGAGAUGCACAGACAAGCUAAAAACAUCCUCCUAGAAAUGGGAGAGUUCUUCCAAAUACAGAAUGAUUUCCUGGAUUGCUUCGGAGAUCCGGCAGUGACGGGCAAGCCAGGAACCGAUAUUCAAGACGGGAAGUGCACAUGGCUGGCAGUUGUUGCUCUACAGAGAGCCACUCCCACACAAAGGCGGACCAUGGAAGAUAAUUAUGGAGUAAACAACCCAGAAGCGGUCGCAAGGAUCAAAGACUUAUAUGAAGAACUACAGUUACCACACACAUAUUCCGUUUUCGAAGAAGCCACUUACGACCUCCUCAGGACACAGAUCCAGCAAGUAACACGCGGACUGCCCCACGACUUGUUCUUCAAAAUUUUAGAUAACAUUUUCAGGCGAAGCAUUUAAAUAGUAGACGUUAGGGAUAAGACUCUUUGUAAAUAAAAGUUGUGUUUAAUGUUACUAUAAUUGUGAAAAAAAGAACAGAAAAAAAUGUAUUAAAAACAUUUAAAUAUCUUAACAUAGUUAACGAUCUCAAUAAUCGAACUUAUAUGAUAUAGAACUAGAACGAAAGGGGUUUAUUAAGUUAAAAUUCUCGAAAUAUUAGCAUUAACGAUACGAGUAAUUUAUAGAAAAAACAUAACAUGCCCGAUAUCCAGAUAAAUUAUAUUAAAAAAAAAAUAACUCGUAUAAUAUAGGUUAAUAUUGCGUAUAUCAUGUACAUUAAACUAAAACCAUAUCUAGCAAAAAAAUACACUGUUGUGACACCUUUUUGUCUGAAAUAUUAGUUUAAAAUAUACGAGCCAAUUGAGAUUUCAGUGUAUCCAUAAUUAUGUAUGGUAGUGUUAAUUUAAGCAUUUAUAUAUUUUGAAAUAAGUUUUCUAAAUGAUAUUAAACGAAUAUAACAUACAAA